AUGGACAAACUACGUCGCGUUUUAAAUAAUAAAAGAAAAUUAAUAGAGAAGAAGCACAAGUCAAACACAUUUGAAGUGCUGAGUACAUACAACACUAAUGAAAUCACUACACAAAUUGAGUUAUUAGAAAAUGCGUUCAACACAUAUGUUAAGACACAUGAUGAAUUAGCUCAAGAGCUUGAGGAGAAUAGUGAAGUAGACAGUCUCAUUGACCAGUUUGAGAACGUGUCAAGUACAUACAUGAGAGUGAAAGCGAAUCUCAAAAAUAUGAUAUCUGAAAGGAAUCCAACAGAGGUACGUGACAUGAAAAAAUACAUCAAACUACCUCCAAUAAACCUACCACAGUUCAGUGGUAAGUUGGAGGAAUGGUAUACCUUUAAAGACCAGUUUGAAGCUAUGGUACAUAAUAAUCAAAACAUUGAUAAUACACAAAGGAUGCAUCAUCUGAGGAGUAGCUUGACCGGGCAAGCAGCAUCAGUCAUAUCAUCAAUGUCAUCUGAUGCUCAUAGUUAUAUAGAAGCAUGGAAUCUGAUCAAAGGUUGGUUUGACAACAAACAUCUAGUGUUUCCAACACAUUUACAUUGCUUGUUCACACAACCAGUCGUGCAAGCCGAAGCACCGAACAUGUUGAAAACGUUGAUCGACACAACUAACAAUCACAUACGAGCAUUGGAGACAUUGGGACGCCCUGUUGAUCAUUGGGAUGACGUAAUAGUACAUACAGUAGCAACUAAACUGCCACCUGAUAUACGUAAGACCUGGGAAAUUGAGUCAGCAGGACAGGCAGAUUUUCCAACGUGGAAAACAUUAAGCGCAUUUGUGGAAGGGCGCAUACACGCACUGGAGGUCAUGCAGUUUCGACAAGGAUCUAGUGGUAAGAUUAAACAGUUAUAUAAUAAAACUGCUGUCCAUGCAGUCGUGGCGCAGAAAGAAGUAAAAACCAAAUGUCAGAUUUGUUCACAACCUCAUAGCAUUUACCAGUGUGAAAUGUUUAUGAAAGCAUCGGUUAGUGAGCGACAACUUAUGGUAAAAAAAUCACAAUUGUGCUUGAACUGUCUACGUGUGUCUACGUGUGGGGCAUUCACGUUCAGUCUGCUCCAUGGAUAA
Molecule: messenger RNA, 1107 nt
Organism: Macrosiphum euphorbiae (potato aphid)
Lineage: Eukaryota; Metazoa; Arthropoda; Insecta; Hemiptera; Aphididae
Source: the annotation of a GenBank genome assembly